AUGGUCCGCCACAAGAAGGACGGCUUCUCCUCCCGCGGCGGCAAAGGCGGUUACGGCCGACACCCUCCCCGCAACAACCCGCGCGCCGGCAAAGCCUCUGCUCAAGACGGCAACAACAGCGGCGGCGAAGACACCACCGCCAACCCUCACGACCCCUCCACUUCCUCGCGCCCCUAUCGCCCCCCGUUCAAAGCUGCCUGCUGGGACCUGGGCCACUGCGACCCGAAGCGAUGCUCCGGCAAGAAGCUGAUGAAGCUCGGCCUCAUGCGCGAGCUGCACAUGGGCCAGCGCCACUCGGGCGUCAUCAUCACCCCCAACGGCAAGAAGGUCGUCUCGCCCGCGGACAAGGAGCUGCUGGAGCAGUAUGGCGCCGCGGUGGUGGAGUGCAGUUGGGCGCGCACCAAGGAGGUGGACUGGAGGCGGGUGGGCGGCAAGUGCGAGCGGUUGCUGCCGUACCUGGUGGCUGCCAACACGGUCAACUACGGCAAGCCGUUCCGGCUGAACUGCGUGGAGGCGCUGGCGGCGGCGUUUGCGAUUUGCGGGCAUCUGGAGUGGGCGGAGGAGAUUCUGGCGCCAUUUUCGUACGGCAGGGCGUUCCUGGAUAUCAACUCGAAGCUGUUCAAGAUCUACUCGGCCUGCAAGGACGAGGACGAGAUCAAGCAGGCGGAGCAGGCGUGGAGGGAGAGGCUGGAGAAGGAGUAUACGGAGAGCAGAGACGUCGAGGCGGAUGAUAUCUGGACGACUGGAAACACGAAUCGGAGACCGGUCAUGGACGACUCGGACGAGGAGGAUGAAGACGACGAUGACGAGGAGGAAGACAGCGAUGACGAGGAAGCCGGUAGCGACGACGAAAAUGACAGCGUAGACGGUAUCUACCUCGGCACCAAGCCACCACCUAAACAGAAACAACCAGCCGAGGAGGAGUCAGAAGAGGAAGAGGAAGACAGGGACCCCUUCGCCAUAUCCGACGACAGCGACGACGAAGCCGAAAUGGAGGCCAUCCGCCGCAAGAUCCUCGCUUCCAAAUCGUUUGCCAACCCCGAACCGCCCAAGAAGACGGUGGAGACCAUUACUCGACCCCAGGGACAGUACAAGCCGGAUUCAGAUGCCGAGCCGGACUCGGACAACGGGGAGGAAGAUGACGAGUUUGACAACAUCAUUGCGGCCACGCCCGUGACCGAUAGGAUAGGGCUGCAGAAGUUGGAGAAGGAGCGGUCGCGGGCUACACUGACAGGCACGUUCUCGUCUGCUUCCAUAUCUGCGCCCAAGGGAGGAAGAUAA
Molecule: messenger RNA, 1281 nt
Organism: Sordaria macrospora k-hell
Lineage: Eukaryota; Fungi; Ascomycota; Sordariomycetes; Sordariales; Sordariaceae
Biological process (GO): maturation of SSU-rRNA
Molecular function (GO): rRNA small subunit aminocarboxypropyltransferase activity
Source: RefSeq, a predicted model, not a curated record